Messenger RNA from Necator americanus (New World hookworm), 213 nucleotides. RefSeq lists its product as uncharacterized. Lineage: Eukaryota; Metazoa; Nematoda; Chromadorea; Rhabditida; Ancylostomatidae. Bases 1 to 213 code for a protein of 70 amino acids. The record is from RefSeq and is a predicted model, not a curated record. The transcript is spliced from 2 exons.
AUGUACCGGCGGAUAACAAGUGGAAGAUAUCAACAUCUUGCACCACCAUCGAAAGUGGCUACAGAAAAGCGUCUUCGCUUUUCUGGUCAUGUAAUAAGGAGACCAGCAGAUCGCCUUGUUCAAGGAUCAGUAACUCAUUUAUAUACCCAACCUGAACGUCCGGCUAAAGCCGGACUUCAGACUUUGUGUGGUGUUCGCUUCGCUCCUCCUUAA